AUGUCUACUGUCGCGCAAAAACGUCUUUUCCAUGAGUACAAGAACCUCUCCACCAACCCACCAGACGGCAUCACCGCCGGCCCGGUCACUGAAGAUGACAUGUUCCACUGGGAAGCCCUGAUUGAGGGUCCACAAGGCACGCCUUUUGAAGGCGGCGUUUUUGCUGCCGAGUUGAAGUUUCCAAAAGAUUAUCCGUUGAGUCCGCCGACAAUGAAGUUUGUAGGUGGAGGCGUUUGGCAUCCUAACGUGUAUCCCAAUGGAACCGUGUGUAUCUCCAUUCUUCAUCCUCCCGGCGAUGACCCGAACCACUAUGAGCAUGCGUCGGAGCGGUGGUCACCUAUUCAGAGCGUCGAGAAGAUUCUUAUCUCUGUCAUGAGUAUGCUUGCUGAGCCAAAUGACGAGAGUCCUGCCAAUGUUGAGGCGGCUAAAAUGUGGAGAGAACGGAGGAGUGACUAUGAGCGCAAGGUUCGUGAUGAGGUACGGAAGGGCUUGGGACUGUAG
This is a messenger RNA of Aspergillus bombycis, 501 nucleotides long. RefSeq names its product E2 ubiquitin-conjugating protein UBC7. Lineage: Eukaryota; Fungi; Ascomycota; Eurotiomycetes; Eurotiales; Aspergillaceae. The transcript is spliced from 2 exons. The record is from RefSeq and is a predicted model, not a curated record. Gene Ontology annotation, cellular component: cytosol; endoplasmic reticulum. Bases 1 to 501 code for a protein of 166 amino acids.